AUGUUAUGCAACUGUCAUGGCAUUGAAACUCCUGUGUUCAUGAAGUCCAUGCUGCACGUACCCAAAUUAAAUGCAAACUUAAUGUUGGUCAAAGAACUCACCCAAGGAGGCACCAAUGUGCUCUUCUGUAAAUCAUUUGGUGCAAUUCUUGUAGGCAACCAAGGCAAUGGGCCUGAAAUAGGCUUUGCUAAAGAAAUAUCUGGUCAGCUAUACAAAGUUAAAUGCAUUGUAAAACAUACCAAGGUCAACACAUACAUGGCUAUUGUCAAGUCCAAAAGCAUUAACAACAGGGACAAUAUUGAUGCAGGCAAAUUUGUUUCAUAUGCUGCUGGGAAAAUUGCACAUGCAGACCUUGAGACCUGGCACAGACAAUUGGGUCAUGUCAGCUACAAGUACAUUCUUGACAUGUUUUGGAACAGCUCAGUACGCAGAAUGGACACUGUAGGAAAGCACUCACCUCCACAAUCUCCAUGA
Rhizoctonia solani is the source of this 474-nucleotide messenger RNA. Its product is annotated as Retrovirus-related Pol polyprotein from transposon TNT 1-94. The record is from RefSeq and is a predicted model, not a curated record. Bases 1 to 474 code for a protein of 157 amino acids. Lineage: Eukaryota; Fungi; Basidiomycota; Agaricomycetes; Cantharellales; Ceratobasidiaceae. The transcript has a single exon.